Leptosia nina is the source of this 1269-nucleotide messenger RNA. NCBI's taxonomy places the organism in Eukaryota, Metazoa, Arthropoda, Insecta, Lepidoptera, Pieridae. The record is from the annotation of a GenBank genome assembly.
AUGAGUGACAAAUUUAAAUUACCGGCCCGAUAUGGAGCGGGAGAAGCAAGUAUUUGGGUACAAUACAUAGAAUUUGUAGCUAAACAUAAACCUGCCGUGAACCUUGGACAGGGCUUUCCAGACUACCCCCCUCCCGAACAUGUUACUAAAGCCCUGAGUGAGAUAGCUACUGGGGAAAAUUUUCUUUUAAAUCAAUAUACAAGAGGCUAUGGCCAUCCAAGACUAGUUCAGAAUUUAUCAAAGGUCUAUUCACCUCUAAUUAACCGUCAGUUGGAUCCAAUGAACGAAAUAUUGGUCACAAAUGGGGCAUAUGAAGCCUUAUUUUCCGCUAUUCUGGGGCAUGUCGAUACAGGCGAUGAAGUUAUAGUGAUUGAACCGUUCUUCGACUGUUACGAUUUUAUGAUCAGAUCUGCUGGUGGGACGCCAAGAUUUAUCCCCUUAAAACCUAAAGCUACAGAAGGCGUUCAAACCUCAAAUAGUUGGGUUCUAGAUGAGAAAGAACUGACUUCGCUCUUUAACAGCAAAACCAAGAUGCUGAUCCUCAAUACGCCGCACAACCCUCUGGGCAAGGUUUUCAACCGUCAGGAGUUGGAGCUGAUAGCCAAUCUCUGCAAGAAACAUAACGUGCUCUGUCUGUCCGAUGAAGUGUAUGAGUGGAUGGUGUACGAACCUAAUAAGCAUAUACGGAUAGCGACACUGCCAGAUAUGUGGGAGAGGACAAUCACGAUCGGUUCAGCCGGCAAGACGUUCUCAGUUACCGGAUGGAAGAUCGGUUGGGCUUACGGUCCUGUCAAUUUAAUGAAGAACCUGCAAGUUGUACACCAGAACUGCGUCUACACAUGUUGUACACCUGUGCAGGAAGCAGUAGCCCGGUCCUUCGAGUUUGAAUUAUCACGCAUCAACACGCCCGAAUGUUACUUCAACUCCAUAACUCGAGAGCUCAUCUCGAAGCGAGAUUACCUGGUGAAGGUGCUGCGAGAAAAUGGGUUUAACCCCACCGUACCUGAUGGUGGAUACUUCAUUAUUGCUGACUGGACCAAACUAAAGGAUAAAAUAGAUCUUUCGUCCGAACGCGACAAGUACCAGGAUUACAGAUUCACAAAGAAGUUCGCCAAAGAGUCCGGAGUGCUCGUUAUACCGCCCUCUGCCUUCUACUCCGAGCCGCACAAGAGUUUGGGCGAGAACUUUGCUAGAUUCUGCUUCAUCAAGAAAGACGACAACCUCGCACUGGCCGAGAAACUUCUCAAGGAAUGGAACGCCAAAAAAUAG